AUGAAUCAUGAUGCACUCAUACUUGGAAAUAAGGAUACUAUUUUCAAAUUUGAUUUGGAAAAGUUAAUCCAAGCAUCGAUGGAUCAAACCAACUGUGAUCCCAUUUGGAGUACAUUCACUCGUGCUAACCCUCUAGGAAUUGCAAUUUUGAGACAAGAACGAGCUCUGCAACCAAAUAUCAUAUUCAUGGUGUUGUGCUUGGAAGAGGGAAAUUAUUUGACUUUAUUUAAUUCAGAGACUGGCAAAAUCUUAAAAGAAAAAUGUAUUACGGACAUGGUUCAUAAACCAUGUGGAGUUGCUUUUACUGAUGAGAAUGAUUUGAUUGUUACAGAGACAUCCUAUGGUAGAGACAAAAUAGUCAUACUAAGCAUAUGUGGAUCUAUUGAAGAAUGGAAAGUAAAGACAGUGAUUGGGAAAAGCGGAGAUCAAGAUGGAGAGUUCAAAUGUCCUGUCUCUGUUGUCUAUGACAGAGCUUCGAGGAAUAUCAUUGUGAGUGACAUGUUUAGGAUUCAAGUCUUUACCAAAGAUGGUGUAUUUGUGAAAUCAUUCAAUGAUGACCUUAAAAACAUGGAGAGUGAACUAUGCUUACCAACAGGCAUGUGUCUUAAUGAAUUAACAGGCGAGUUAUUUGUCUGUGAACAUGGCAACAAUGCAGUUCAUAUUUUUGUGUGA
This is a messenger RNA of Naegleria lovaniensis, 672 nucleotides long. RefSeq lists its product as uncharacterized. The coding region runs from base 1 to 672 and encodes 223 amino acids. The record is from RefSeq and is a predicted model, not a curated record. The transcript is spliced from 2 exons. Gene Ontology annotation, molecular function: protein binding; ubiquitin protein ligase activity. Gene Ontology annotation, biological process: proteasome-mediated ubiquitin-dependent protein catabolic process; protein polyubiquitination. NCBI's taxonomy places the organism in Eukaryota, Heterolobosea, Eutetramitea, Acrasida, Naegleriidae.